Hemicordylus capensis (graceful crag lizard) is the source of this 6481-nucleotide messenger RNA. Its product is annotated as zinc finger protein 616-like. The record is from RefSeq and is a predicted model, not a curated record. NCBI's taxonomy places the organism in Eukaryota, Metazoa, Chordata, Lepidosauria, Squamata, Cordylidae. Gene Ontology annotation, biological process: regulation of transcription by RNA polymerase II. Gene Ontology annotation, molecular function: DNA-binding transcription factor activity; RNA polymerase II cis-regulatory region sequence-specific DNA binding. The transcript is spliced from 15 exons. Bases 869 to 5140 code for a protein of 1423 amino acids.
AACCCAGGAAAGGAUCGUGACGCCAGGAGCAAGGACAUCAGGAGCAAGGACGAUUGUGACAUCAAGAGCAUAAUUUGAAAAAUCUCUGGAGAAGCCUCGAUUGUUGAAAAUAGCCUUUAAAUCUAUUAAAGAUAAUCUGUUGACAAUCUGUUUCUUCCAAGACUGUCUGGAAUCAGAAGAACCUCAAACAGCCAUUUUCCCUGAGAAGAGGGGAGCUUGCUUCAACCCCUUCCUUCCUCCUGCUACAGCCUUCUGACUUCCGGUUGGCCAGAAAAUAUGGUUGGCUGUGGCAGUCAGCCUGUAUAUUUCUCCUCCAGGGUUGGGCAAUGGGCUUAGGGUAGCGCCUGGACAACCAGAAGACACAAUCAUUUAACUGGCGGUGCCAAUCAUGGAAGAGAGCAGCAGCAGGGCGGAGGGGCUGAAGCAAGCUCCCUUCUCUUCAGAGAACAUGGCGCUCUCUCUCUCCCUCCUUCUGAUUAAUCUGACUUUUGGUUUCCAAACCUGGCCUCCCGUCCUGGCUGGAGAAAGAAGAAAGACUCCUUGACGGGGGCUCCAAGGAAGGAGAGAGAUGUGCAGGGAAUUGUGCUUCAACAACAACACACUUCCGGGACCAAGUUCGCCCAGCCUGCUCUAGGGAUCAACAAGACCAGAUUCCUAGAGAGGCCCCUAAAAGCAAAAGCUGUGAGCAGGUGCCCGGUUUCCGGCCACUCAGUCGGAAGGAACCUUUGUUGCUCAUCCUAUAUGCGGCAUUUAGCAGCAGCGGUGUCUCCUUGCUAAGGAAGCCGGGCAGCGCAAAGGUCUAAGGAGUCCCAGCUGUUUUUGUUGGCCCCUGCCUGAAGGCAUAGGUGCCAUUAGAGGACAGGCUGAAAUGGAACAGCAAGACUCAGCUGGCCCUGGAGCAGUGAAUGGCCAUGAGGUGGGAAGCACUGAGGAAUUCAGCACUGAGGAAUUCAUCUUGCCCACAGGCAAGAUGCUAGGAGAGGACAUCAGUUCAGAUGCAGGGCGCCAGCACUUCAGGCAGUUCUGCUACCAAGAGGCCAAGGGCCCCCGAGAGGUUUGCAGCCGACUCCACAGCCUUUGCCAUCAGUGGUUGAAGCCAGAGAGAUGCACAAAAGCUCAGAUGCUGGACCUGGUGAUCCUGGAGCAGUUCCUAAGCAUCCUGCCCCCAGAGAUGGAGAGCUGGGUGAGAGAAUGCGGAGCGGAGACCAGUUCCCAGGCAGUAGCCCUGGCAGAAGGUUUCCUCCUCAGCCAGGCACAGGCCAAGAAGCUGGAAGAGGAACAGGUGGAUGGACUGGCAGUAGGAAUGACUGCUGAUCUCUCUGAGGUAGAGAAGGCUCAGCUGGAUGUUGGACAGAGGCCGCCUUUCACAUGGAUUGUGCAGGAGGGUGACCGAAUAGCCCCCUUGCUGGGCAAUGGAAAGACCUUGGUGCUUUGCUCCGGGCCUUCUCCUCUCUGUGGCGGAGGGGAUGCAGUUGCUGUGCCAUCACUAAAUCAGGAUUCAUGCCUGACCUAUGAGGAGAAGUUGUUAUUAUUUCAGGAUCGUUUGACAUUGGAUGAGGUGGCUGUGUGCUUCACGGAGGAGGAAUGGGCUCUGCUGGAUCCUGCCCAAAGGGCUCUGCACAAGGAAGUCAUGGUGGAGAAUUCUGGGCAUCUGGCCUCUCUGGGUGAUGAGAGGGAAAUACAGAAGGGGAAACUGGAAGCAAACCAGAAUUGGAGAGAGAAAUCUAUUGCUUCUAAAGGGGCAGACUUGCAUGAAAUUUCUGUCCUAAAAGAAUGUCAUGAAGAUAACGGAAUGAAUACGAUCCUUCCGCACGCAAAAAUCUUAACUAGGAAAUCAAGUGUUAGCAUGGAUCAAGGAAUCUACACAGGGGAGAAGCCAUAUAGAUGUUUAAUGUGUGCAAAGAGCUUCAGCCAGAGCACAAAUCUUGUUGUGCAUCAAAGAGUCCACACAGAGGAGAAGCCAUUUAAAUGCUCAGAGUGUGGAAAGGGCUACAAGCAUAGCACAGAUCUUACUAAGCAUAAAAAAAUGCACACAGGGCAGAAACCAUAUGGUUGCUCAGUGUGUGGAAAGAGCUUCACCCUGAACUCAAGGCUUUUUUACCAUCAAAGAGUCCACAUAGCAGAGAAGCCAUACAAGUGCUCACUGUGUGGAAGGAGCUACUGCCAGAGCACAGGCCUUGCUCAGCAUCAAAGAAUCCAUACAGGGGAGAAACCAUAUAGAUGCUUAGUGUGUGGAAAGAGCUUCACCCGGAACUCAACACUUUCUUGCCAUCAAGGAAUCCACACAGGAGAGAAACCAUAUCUCUGCUCAGUGUGUGGAAAGAGCUUCAGGACAACCUCUCACCUUACUUCUCAUGAAAGAACUCACUCGGAGGAAAAGCCAUAUAAAUGCCUGCUGUGUGGACAGAGCUUUAAGCAGAACUCAAACCUUACUCGACAUAAAAAGAGUCACUCAGGGAGAAACCUUAUCGAUGCUCAGAGAGUGGAAAUAUUUUCAUUUGGAGCUCAAGACUUAUUGACCAUCAGAGAUUCCACACAAGGGGAAAACCACAUCAGUGCUCAAUGUGUGGGAAGUGCUUCAGCUGCAGCUCAAACCAUAAUGGACAUCUACUGCAGCAUCAAUGAGCAGCUGCCUUGCAAGGGAGUGGUGAGUGCCAAGGGACUUAGGCGGCCCACCUGUUUAGUCAGCCCCUGCCUUAAGAUGGAGACUCUGUUAGAGGACAGGCGGAAAAUGGAAGAGCAGGACCUGGCCAGCUCUAAAGCAGAAAAAGCCCCUGAUGCAGUUGAGGUGAGGGGCACUGGAGGAAGAUCUGUGGAGAAAACUGCUGGACAAGAUGCUUCUAGCUCAGAUGCACAGCGCCGGUGCUUCAGGCAGUUCUGCUACCAGCAGGCCGAGGGCCCCCGAGAGGUUUGCAGCCGACUCCACAGCCUUUGUCACCAGUGGCUGGAGCCAGAAAGACACACGAAAGCUCAGAUCCUGGACCUGGUGAUCCUGGAGCAGUUCCUGGCCAUCCUGCCCCCGGAGAUGGAGAGCUGGGUGAGAGAAUGUGGAGUGGAGACCAGUUCUCAGGCAGUGGCCCUGGCAGAAGGUUUCCUCUUGAGCCAGGCAGCGUACAGGAAAAAGGAAGAGCAGCAGGUGCAGGGACUGUCAGCAGAAGUGGCCACUGAUCUCUUUGAGGCAGAGAUGGCUCUGUUGGAUGUUAGACAGAGGCCGCUCUUCAGGUGGAUUGUGCAGGAGGGUGACCGAGGUGCCACCUCACUGGGCCUUGGAAAGAUCCUGGUGCCUCACUCCAAGCCUUCUCCUCCUCUCUGUGGCGGAAGGGAUGCCAUUGCUGUACUGUCACUGAAGCAGGCUCCACUGACUUUUGAGGAGGUGGCUGUGUACUUCACGGAGGAGGAAUGGGCUCUGCUGGAUGCUGCCCAAAGGGCUCUGCACAAGGAAGUCAUGGAGGAGAAUUCUGGGCUUCUGGCCUUCCUGGGUGAUGGGAGUGAGAAAGAGGAUGAAAAGCAGACGAGAGAACUUGAAGUAAACCAAAAGUGGAGGAAGAAAUCCACUGAUCUCCAGGUGGAGGACUUGCAUGGAAUUCCAGUCCAAGAAGAAUGUGAUAAAGGAAACGCAAGUAAUACGAUCCCUGAACAUGCACACAUCUUAACUGGUAAAUCGAGCCUUAGCAUGCAUCAAAGAAGCUUCACGGAUGAGAAACCAUAUGUGUGCUUGGAAUGCGGAAAGCGAUUCAGUUACAGCUCCAGCCUUGCUAACCAUCAAAGUAUCCACACAGGAGAGAAACCAUACAUGUGUUUAGAGUGUGGAAAGAGCUUCAGUCGGAGCACAAAUCUUACUCGGCAUCAAAGAAGCCAUACAGGGGAAAAACCAUAUAAAUGCUCACAGUGUGGGAAGAGCUUCAACCGCAGCACAAACCUCAAUCGACAUCAAAGAAGCCACUCGGGGGAGAAACCAUAUAAAUGCUCAGAGUGCGGAAAGAGCUUCAGCCAUGGAUCGAGCCUUUCUUACCACCAAAGAAGCCACACAGGAGGGAAACUAUAUCCGUGCUCCGUGUGUGGAAGGAACUUUACCCACAGCUCAAGCCUUUUUUACCAUCAAGUACUUCACACGGGGGAGAAGCCAUAUAAAUGUUCACAGUGUGGGAAGAGCUUCAGCCGGAACACACAUCUUAGAUCACACGAAACAAUCCAUACAGGGGAGAAACCAUAUCAGUGUCCAGAGUGUGGAAAGAGCUUCAGUUGUAGCAGAAAUCUCACUUUCCAUCAGAGAAUCCACACAGGAGAGAAGCCAUUUAAAUGCUCAGACUGUGGAAAGCAUUUUAGUUUGAGCCAUAGCCUUACUGUCCAUCAGAGAAUCCACACUGGCGAGAAGCCUUAUAUAUGCUCAGAGUGUGGAAAGAGCUUCAGCCAGAGCACACAUCUCAGGUCACAUGAGAGAAUCCACACAGGGGAGAAACCGUAUUUGUGCUCUGUGUGUGGAAAGAGGUUCACUUGUACCAGAAACCUUACUAAACAUCAAAUAAUGCACAUAGGUGAGAAAAAAUAUGAAUGUUCAGAGUGCGGAAAGAGAUUCAGCCAAAGCUCAACCCUUACUUGCCAUCAAAGAAUCCACACAGGGGAGAAACCAUAUCGUUGCUCAGAGUGUGGAAAGAGCUUCAGCCAGAGUGCAAGCCUUAGUAAUCAUCAAAGACUCCACACAGGGGAGAAACCAUAUCAGUGUUCAGAGUGUGGAAAGAGCUUCAGCCGACGUGCAGAUGUUGCUUCCCAUCAAAGAAUCCACACAGGGGAGAAACCAUAUAAAUGCAUGGAGUGCGGAAAGAGCUUCCGUCAGCAUUCAAACCUGAUGACCCAUCAAAGAAUCCACACAGGAGAUAAACCUUAUACAUGCUCAGAAUGUGGGAAGAACUUCUGUUCCAGAAAAAGCCUUACUUUGCAUCAAAGAAUCCAUACGGGGGAGAAACCAUAUCAGUGCUCAGUAUGUGGAAAGAGCUUAUGUUGCAGAAAAAGUCUUGCUUAUCAUCAAAGAAUCCAUACAGGAGAAAAACCAUAUAAGUGUUCAGAAUGUGGGAAUAAUUUCCGUUGCAGGAAAAGCCUUACUUCUCAUCAAAGAACCCACACAGGGGAAGAAACCAUAUAAAUGCUUGUAAUGUGGGAAAAGCUUACUUCCCAAAAAUGACACAUAGGAAAAAACUCUAGCCAGAACUCAGGCCUUACUUCCCAUCAAAGAGUACACAUGGGAAAUAAGCUAUAUAAAUGCUCCUUGAGGAAAACUCCUUACUUUUCAUCACAUGUAGUCACAUCACACUACUGCUCACAUGUAGUCUCCCAUUCAAAUACAACCAGGGUGGACCCUGCUUUGCAAAGGGGAAAAUUCAUGCUUGCUACCACAAGACCAGCUCUCCUUUCUCUCAUUUAAUAUGACACAUAUUUUUUUAAAGUAUCUGUUAUUUAUUUUGAAGAGUUUGUGUUUGUGGAUUUGUUUGUGCAAAAUAAAGUCACACUUUCCAAUUACCUACAGAUACAAAUUUGUACAUAAACAGUCCUGCCACUUAAAGUAGCUGAAUGCACUACUUUUAUACCAAAAUAUGCUGGGAGGAAAGCUAUAGAUAACUUUUGUAGUGUAAAAUGACUGCCCGGUCAACGAUGGGCGUCACCCUCUAGUUUUUAUAAUUUUCAAAUCUUAAAAAGCCUUAAAAGGUGCUUACAAUUUUCAGUCGUGCUCAAAAAAUAUUUUGCAAGUUAAGAAAAGAAGUGUCUGUUGUAGAUAUUGAGGAUAAAAGCACUCCUUUCUUUUAAUUUGGCUCUGACCUAGAAAAUGAUGACCUCCUUACCUUGGGUCCUUUUCACCUGAAAUUUUGUAUUUUUAUGAAUCAGAUGCUUUUGUAGAUGUAGUAGUUCUCUGUUCCUCAACAAGAACUAGUGAAGGGAUGUACAUCUACAUGAAAGAAGUUAAUUACAUAUCUAGGGAUACAACAGAACAAAAGCAGCCUGUGAAUAAAGCUAUACAUGAGAGCAUGUUUUUGGCUUUAGAAAUACUACAACAAUUUAUAUACCGCUUUUCAACAGAAGUCCCCCAAAGCGGUUUAUAUAGAUAUAAAUAAAAUGACUCCAAGUCUUUGGAGGGUUCACUAUCUAAAGGAACAUAAAAUAGACACCAGCAACAGCCACUGGAGGGAUGCAGUGCAUAUUCUUAGUUAGCAGGGGAAGAGGAGGACAUGAUUGGAUGUGUUUUUCUGUUCUGCACAAUUGUGCUAAAAGAGUGCAAGCCCAUCUCGAGGCAAAAACAGCUUCAGACUCUUCAUCUGACUCUGGGCAGCUUGUGAGAAACUGUGGGUAGGCCUCUGAGCGAGGACUAAGUUUCUUGAAAUUCUUUUCUCUGUGAAAUCCUUAGUAUUGAUGACAAUACUGAUGUUUUGUGCUUUCUCUGUGUUCUGUAUAUACUUGAAGUUAUAUCAGUAAACAAACUUCUUAAAAGGAA